Molecule: messenger RNA, 1542 nt
Organism: Camellia sinensis
Lineage: Eukaryota; Viridiplantae; Streptophyta; Magnoliopsida; Ericales; Theaceae
Source: RefSeq, a predicted model, not a curated record
AUGGAGUGGAGUUGGAGCUUGCUUCCCUAUUCCAUCAUCAUUUCAUCCACCACCUUCCUCCUCCUCCUCCUCCACGUUCUCCGCCGCCAAAAACCGAUCUCUGGCAGGCUACCACCACCGGGACCACCAGGGUGGCCGGUAUUCGGUAACAUGUUUGAUUUCGGGACAACGCCACACAGAACGGUAGCCGAACUUAAAAAAAAGUACGGCCCAGUCGUAUGGAUCCGACUAGGUUCCGUAAACACCAUGGUAAUCCUCACCGCCAACGCCGCCACGGAGCUUUUCAAAAAUUACGACCAGUCCUUCGCAGACCGACACCCCCCAACUGUCUUGGGGUCGCACAACUUCAUCCAAGGGUCCUUUGCCUUCGCUCCUUACAGCGCGUAUUGGCGCGUGAUGAAGCGACUAAUCAACAUGAAAAUCAAGGUCGCUAAUAAGAUGAAUGAAACAGCACCCACCAGGCGAAAAUCUGUCGACGACAUGUUGUCGUGGAUAGAAAAAGAAGCGGGGAAAUUGCGUGGGAAACGAGCAAUCAUGGUUGCUCAUUUCGUGUUCCACGCGUCCGCUAACAUGGUGGGAAACCUUAUGGUUUCCAGGGACGUGGCAGGUCCGGUGUCAGAAAUGGGGUUGGAGUUUUUGUCAGCCAUGAUGGAGAUACUGAAGUUGAUUCAUAAACCAAACAUGGCUGACUUAUUUCCAUGGUUCAGAUGGCUCGACCCACAAGGUCUGAGGAGGAAGAUGGACCAUGAGCUUGGGAAGAUCUUGGCAAUUAUUUCUGGGUUCGUGAAGGAGAGGAUGAAAGAGCGGCGAGAAGGAGGAGAGAGGAGGAAGGACCUCUUGGAAGUGUUGCUGGACUUUGAGGGGACUGGAGGAAAGGAUGAACCAGAUAAAUUAUCAGAGCAUCAGAUCAGCGGAGUCAUAGUGGAAAUGUUUAUAGCCGGCACAGAAACAACUAGCAGCACCAUUGAAUGUGCAAUGGCAGAGCUUCUACGCAACCCAGAAAUCAUGAUCAAGGCUAAAGUCGAGCUCAAUAAUGUCGUUGGACAAAACAAGAAAAUGCAAGAGAGCGACAUCGAUCAUCUGCAAUACUUGCAAGCAGUGGUGAAAGAAACGCUACGUUUACACCCUCCUGCUCCAUCUCUAAUCCCUCGAAAGGCCAUUCACGAUACAAAUUUUAUGGGUUAUCACAUACCCAAAAACACACAAGUUGUGAUCAACGCUUGGGCAAUUGGAAGAGACCCAAAUUAUUGGGAUGAGCCUAUGUCUUUCAAGCCUGAGAGAUUCAUAGGCUCGAAAAUUGAUUAUAAGGGUCAACAUUAUGAGUUUUUACCAUUUGGAGCUGGCCGACGAAUGUGUAUAGGUGUUCCAUUAGGUCACCGAAUGUUGCAUCUUCUUUUGGGCUCGUUGCUUCAUGAAUUUGAUUGGGAGCUUGAAUGUCGUGUUAAUGGAGAGACCAUGGACAUGAGAGAUAGGAUUGAACCAGUACUAGCAAAAUUGCAAUCAUUAGAAGUGGUACCUAAAAGGUGUAGGAAAAUUGACUAG